GGGACCAUUUCUAUGUCCCCUGCUUUUGAAUUUAGCGAACCGUGUCGCUAUGCGAUUCUAUACACAUCAUAUGGCUGGUGAUGUAAGCAUUUUUGUAACAAUUAAGUAAGCGCUUCCAGGCAGCGAUACCAUUCGCGCUGGCUGCGUCCGGAUCGUAUCAUCUCCCUGAACCUUUCCUUCUAACGUUUCAAAAGUUUGAACAGUUACUGUAAUUAUAUACAUUUGGACUGAACAAAAAUAAAGAGCGAGGAAGUACCGCUAUGUGGUAGGGUAGUAGUCAUUUCAGCGCAUCAACUCCAAUACUGUAGUUACGAAACUUCGAAACGCACGUUUUGUAAUCGCGCUCCGUUAGCCAAUCAGAGCGCAGAAUCGCGGGUCACGUGAUGCUGCUUUAUAUAACCCACGGGUGUGGGGAAGGGGUACAGCCGCUGUCUAGUAAGUUCUUCUGGGUGCUCAAAAAUGUGUGUUGCUGGGCCAACGCACACUGAACCGAAAUGUUUCACAAAUCGUGAGUAGAAAUACCAGACACUGCACUGUGUCACCGAAAGCAUGUCUGUCCCAAAUUCCGAUGCUGAGGAGAUUCUGGAGGAGAAAGCCGGAUUCUUCAUCGCUCCCAGUCUGGACAGCGAAUGGGAAGACGACACCGUAGACCAUCAGAGACUCAUUUUGCAAAGAGCUGAUGCACUGGCGUCGGAAAACCGUCUUAAGGAAGCCCUCGAUGCGUUUUCAACCGCUCUGAGAUACGGGUCCGUCAGGCCCGAGCAACUUAGCACUUUACUGGAUUGCGUCCUGCGCAACUUCAAAAAGAGGGCUGGAGACGCUGCGGCCGCGCAGGCGAGCGCCGCAACGCGGGGCUUUGGCAGACCCAGCACCGCUGAUGCGUUCAGUUGUCCGGCUUGUCACAGAUUCCUUGGCGAAGCUGUGACAGUUGCAUGCGGACACUCCUACUGCAAAAGAUGUUUACAACGCGAUCUGUUCACCAGAUGCAAGCUUUGCAAUGAGGAGCUUGCAGACUCGCCCGGGGGACUGAGACCAAACGUGAUUCUCUGUAGCCUGUUAGAGAAGUGGUUUCCCGAUGACACCAAAAGGUGUAAAACAGCCGCGGACAUUGAAGAUCUGUCCAAGCAAAAACGAUUCGAGGAGGCUGCAACGCUAGCCAAUAAUGCGCUGGAGUCAGAUCCCGGUGAUACCCUGGCUCGCACGUGCCGAGCUGAGGCCUUCGCCGGACUCGAGCAGUACCAAUCUGCUCUCAGCGACCUGGAGGUGCUGUGCGUGAGCUCGGCUCACCGGCCAGAGGCUUACUUCCUGAAAGCCGGGGUCCUGAAGGAGAUGGGCCAGGUGGACGAGGCCUUGCAGGUGUACCUCCACUGCCUGGCCCUGGACGAGGACUUCAAACCCGCCAAAAAGGAGGUGGAAAAGAUCUUCCACGAGCUGCUCUCGCCUGCUGCUGAAAACGUCAAGGUGGGCCUUCGGGAGACGGCCCAGAGCACCUCCCACCACUUGCGCAGCAAGACCCUGGUGGCCGACGCCCAGACUGCCCCGGCCCCACCCCGCCCAGACCCAGAGGAGAAACGAGGCGCCCCGAGCCGGUCCGAGAGCCUGGAGCGGCCCGGUCUGAGCCGGGCGCAGUCGCUGCGGACCCACGGGCCCCCGGGCGGGGCGGCGGGGGGCGAGGAGGGCCUGAAGAGGGUGUGCUCCGCCCCCCAGCUGGGCGACCAGGAGAAAGGGACGCUGCUGAAGAGGAAGCUCUCUGCCUCGGAGGCCGGAUCCUCCCUGAUCCACAGCCAGGGAAACAAACACAAGAAGCAAGGAGAAGCCGGGGUAGCCGCCAAACACACCAGCGUGCCUUCCAGAACCAUUCCUGUGGAAUUGCUGGAGGCCAACGACUUUGAGUGCUCCCUCUGUAUGAGGUUAUUCUAUGAACCCGUGACCACGCCCUGCGGACACACCUUCUGUAAAAGCUGUCUGGAGCGCUGCCUGGAUCACACCCCGCAGUGUCCUCUCUGCAAGGAAAGCCUCAAAGUGUACCUAGCAUCUCGGAAGUACAACGUCACGUCCGUGCUGGAGAAUGUGAUGAAGCAGUAUUUGACCGAAGAGCACUUGGAGAGGCAGAAGAGCCACACGGAGGAGACGAAGGAGCUCUCGGACUUGACGAAGAGCGUCCCGAUCUUCGUGUGCACCAUGGCGUACCCCACGGUGCCGUGCCCCCUGCACGUGUUCGAGCCCCGGUACCGCCUCAUGAUCCGCCGGUGCAUGGAGACCGGCACCAAGCAGUUCGGCAUGUGCGCCAACGACCCGCGCAAAGGGUUUGCGGAUUACGGCUGCAUGCUGCAGAUCCGCAGCCUGCACUUCCUGCCGGACGGCCGCUCGGUGGUGGACACGGUUGGGGGGAAGCGGUUUCGGGUGCUGUCCCGCAGCAUGAAGGACGGCUACUGCAUCGCCGACAUCCAGUACCUGGAGGAUGUGCGGGUGGACGAUGCUGAGGAGCUGUCCAAACUCCAGGAGCUGCACGAUCAGGUGUAUGAACAGGCUCGCACCUGGUUCCAGAACCUGAAGAACCGCUUCCGGGGCCAGAUCCUGCAGCACUUUGGACCCAUGCCAGAGAGAGAGGCCGACAUUCAGGCCACUCCGAACGGACCGGCCUGCUGCUGGUGGCUGCUGGCGGUGCUGCCUGUGGACCCUCGCUACCAGCUGAGCGUGCUCUCCAUGAUGUCCCUGCGGGAGCGGCUGGUGAAGAUUCAGCACAUCCUCACCUACCUGCAGAGCAUCCCCAGCGAGUAGAUACUCCCUGCCCCGCCCCGCCCCGCCCUGCCUGAC
Megalops cyprinoides (Indo-Pacific tarpon) is the source of this 2817-nucleotide messenger RNA. RefSeq names its product LON peptidase N-terminal domain and RING finger protein 1-like. The coding region runs from base 550 to 2781 and encodes 743 amino acids. The transcript has 12 exons. Gene Ontology annotation, molecular function: protein binding. Lineage: Eukaryota; Metazoa; Chordata; Actinopteri; Elopiformes; Megalopidae. The record is from RefSeq and is a predicted model, not a curated record.